CGGGGACCCAGGCGGGGGCGAGGCCAUGUCGGAUCUGGGCUCGGAGGAGUUGGAGGAGGAGGGAGAGAAUGAUCUUGGGGAAUACGAAGGGGAACGGAAUGAAGCAGGUGAACGGCACGGGCAGGGGAGAGCCAGACUGCCCAACGGGGACACCUAUGAAGGGAAGUAUGAAUUCGGCAAAAGGCACGGCCAGGGAAUCUACAAAUUUAAAAAUGGUGCUCGCUACAUUGGAGAAUAUUUUAAGAACAAAAAGCAUGGCCAAGGCACUUUUGUAUACCCGGAUGGAUCACGCUAUGAAGGGGAGUGGGCCGAUGACCAGAGACACGGCCAUGGCGUGUACUACUACAUCAACAACGACACCUACACAGGCGACUGGCUCGCUCACCAAAGGCACGGGCAAGGCACCUACGUCUAUGCAGAGACAGGCAGCAAGUACGUCGGUACCUGGGUGAACGGACAGCAGGAGGGUGCGGCCGAGCUCAUUCACCUGAACCACAGAUACCAGGGCAAGUUCUUGAACAAAAACCCCAUCGGUCACGGGAAGUAUGUGUUUGACAUUGGAUGUGAACAGCACGGGGAAUAUCGCAUAUCGGAAUUGGACCGAGGCGAAGAGGAAGAAGAGGAGGAAGCAUCGACCACCUUGGCUCCCAAGUGGAAAGCUACCAAAAUCACCGAAUUGGCCCUGUGGACGCCGAGCAUCCCCCAGGAGCCGCUGCCUGCAGACACGGCACCUGGGCAGGAAGAUGCUGGGGGUGCCGCCGGAGGAGAUGCAGGGGAGGAUGUCUUGGGGCAGAUGGAUGCUUCUGAGGCCGAGGAGUCUUUAAGACUUGGUGAUGAUGAUGGAGACAGCAUCAGGGAGGACUACACCCGAGACGAGUUCCGAUAUGACAUGGAUCAUGGAAAUCUCAGUUCGGAAGAGGAAGAAAGUAAGCAGUCAGAAUUACUGGAGUGAGACGCAAGGAGCAGAAGGAAGAGGAGCUGGCAUUCUACAAAGCCUUAUCGGUUGGGGAGUUACCACUAAUUAAUCAUUAAUCUGUCUAGUCUAGUGUUUGUGGUUGUUGCUCCCUUGAUUUAUGAUUGUAAUUGUAAAUAAAUGUGCACUGUCUGAAAUAGCCUGUUUGAAGUUCACUCACCUCAAAGGUACC
Messenger RNA from Echinops telfairi (small Madagascar hedgehog), 1145 nucleotides. RefSeq names its product radial spoke head component 1 (gene RSPH1). The record is from RefSeq and is a predicted model, not a curated record. Gene Ontology annotation, cellular component: motile cilium; nucleus. The transcript is spliced from 9 exons. The coding region runs from base 26 to 952 and encodes 308 amino acids. NCBI's taxonomy places the organism in Eukaryota, Metazoa, Chordata, Mammalia, Afrosoricida, Tenrecidae. Gene Ontology annotation, biological process: spermatid development; axoneme assembly.